UAUCCAAUGCACUUCCAUCGCCGCGCACGCAACCGCAGUAACCGGUGGCGGCUUUCAACUGCUACGCAUCGAAGCGACGCCGUUUCACCCCCACAGCCGGUAACUUUCAGCUCCUCCAUCACCGGCUACGCCGGUACCUCGUAGAUUCUAACCCCCUCCAUAUUUAUCUAUAAUAUUCUUUUAUGUCGUAUUAUAAUACUUUCGAUAAAUCUCCAAUCAUUCUUCUCCCUCAACCUCCGUUUCUUCCGCUCGAUCGUUAUCUCCACUCCUUUUUCGAGUUGCUGUAGGCUAUGUUGAGAUUGGAUUUUUGGGGGAAAUAAUCGUGGAAGUACUUGUUGGCUGCGUUACUUCCUGAUUUGGGGAAAUGAGAGUUUCUGUGUGCUAUGUUGAUGAUCUUCUGGAUUCAACUAGCUAGCAUCAAAUCAAAAUCUAUUAGCAUCGCCACCGGAACGUGCUGAGAAAUGAACAAUCUUGUGCUUGAAUAGCUAUGCUAACUUUUCCAGCUCCUUGGAAGAUAUGAAUAAGCUACGUAGGAGAUAGGAACUGUUGGUGGGUUGGCAGUCCUGUAAAUGGCCGAUAAUGAAGAAGCGAAGGAAAUUGGUCCAAGGGGAAAUGAGUGGGAAGUUGUGUCGCUCACUGCGUCAGCAUAUGCUGCUGCUCCUGGACCCGAACCAGUUGACUCAAGCGAAGAUAGCAUAAUGAAGUUAGAUAAGCAUGAGGGUGAAACGUCAAAUGCCAUGUUUAUGUCUGGCCACUUUGUUUUUCCUCCAAACCAGCACGAGAAUUUGCCAAUUGAACCUGAAUUCAGCGACAGUGAAAAGGGUGGAGAAGAUGAUGUUUCUCAGUUGGGUAUAGAUGAUAGAGUUAAAUCAGAUCCGAAGGAUGAAGACAGUGCAACUAUUGAAGGACUCAUGACUGAGGAGUUUCCUGGAAUUCACGUACUUGAUUAUAAAGGUAACACACUAUCUCUCGGUGGAGCGGAUCUGGGAAAAGAUGUGGCCUUUGACAAAGCGCAAAAUGUUUACACCCCUUCGGAGUUUAGUUUGUUUAAUAGUGAAACGACCAUGGGCAUAUCCAAUAAUAGCGGGGACGGUGCAGGAACUGAUGAUUCAAUUGAACCUCUUGAUGGUUAUGUGGAUCCUGACUUGCCAAAUUUCCAGAAGGCCGCGGAGGGGGACAAAUAUGAUGAUGCUGACCUUCCUUGUGAAGCUUGGUGGAAAAGACGGGCCUUAUCUGUGUAUGCUCAUGCGAAAGAAGCAAAUACGGUCUGGUCUAUUUUCCUUGCAGCAGCUGUUAUGGGACUUGUAAUUAUCGGCCACCAGUGGCAGCACGAGAGGUGGCAGAUUUUGCACCGAAGGUUACAGUUUGGUAUUAAUGAUGAGAAGAUGAGCAGGUUGCUUGCUCCCAUAUCCCGCCUUAAAGACGUGGUAAUUGGUAGCCACAGACGGGGUUCACUGAUUAGAGGGAGCGCCUCAUCAGAACGCUAAGAUGAUGACGAAAAGUUUCAUUAGGGGUAAGAGUUCUACCGCAUGUCAUACGCAAGUUCUAUCAAAUUUGACUGUAUAUCUCUCGAGUCUCGACUAAGCCUGUUAAUAUUUUCUUCAUCAUGCUUCCAUCAUGAUGAGUUUUUCUUUGAUAUUUGAAACUGUGGUGUUAAAGUAAGUUGUCAAAUUGCUCAUUUUCCAACCUUCUGCGCUCUGAUUUAUUUAUAUGGCUGUUGUCUCUGCU
Messenger RNA from Salvia splendens (bonfire salvia), 1728 nucleotides. Its product is annotated as ATG8-interacting protein 1. The record is from RefSeq and is a predicted model, not a curated record. Gene Ontology annotation, cellular component: intracellular membrane-bounded organelle. The transcript has 4 exons. NCBI's taxonomy places the organism in Eukaryota, Viridiplantae, Streptophyta, Magnoliopsida, Lamiales, Lamiaceae. The coding region runs from base 570 to 1487 and encodes 305 amino acids.